CAUUUUAUACAAAUCCCAAUAACUCCCCUUUGCCACAUGUAGUUACUGUAUGACACAACAAGAGUUGACGGAGGUGGGACUACCUUAACCUGCCAGCCAUCCCCAGCUAGACAGAGCUCCAAAAUGAAAGAUGGCACCAAGAAAGGAGGAAGUCAGGAGAUGGUGGAAGGCGAGAGAUACCGCUGGUGGUCCGGCUUUCGCUGCUGUUUCCUCAUCCUUCUCCUCACAGUGAUGGCCAUCUUCUUCUUCACCAACGACCGGUCAGCAGAGUGUGCCCCAAGAUGGUGGACAGAAUACCAUGGUGGUUCAGCCAACAGAUCUGGUUCUACCAACACCACUAGUGCAGUAGUUUCUCCAAACUCCACUGCCUUUUCCAUAGACGCUCAUGAAACUGCAUCUGCCAAUUCAACAGAUCAUCAGACUUCACUUACCAACUCUACUCAACAGGCCAUCAAACUCAAUCCAACACAUAAUGAAACUGGUGCCAUCACGACUGCACUGACCAUCACCACUAAUCUGAUUACAGAGGUCAAGGCAGUUCUUGCCACUGGACUGGCCACUCCUGUUCCAUAUGUGUCCCCAGGACCGUACCAUGUAGAAUACCCAUCAGAGUACCACUUCAUCCUGGAUGAGCCGGAGAAAUGCCGGGAGCAGAACCCCUUCCUGGUUCUGGUGGUGCCAGUGGCGCCCUAUAACAGGGAGGCUCGUGACGCUGUCCGCAGUACUUGGGGCAGUGAGAGGCAGGUACUGGGAAAAGAGGUCCGUCUGUUCUUCCUGCUGGGACUUCCCAGUGGAGAGAGGACAGAGCAGCUCCAGGAGAAGGUGCUGCAGGAGAGCAAAGAGCACCAGGAUCUGCUGCAGAGCGACUUCAUAGACAGCUACAAAAACCUGACCAUCAAGACCAUGGUGAUGAUGGAGUGGCUGAGCUCUCGCUGCCCCAACGCCUCCUACGCCAUGAAGAUCGACUCAGACAUGUUCCUCAACGUGAACACCUUGGUCAACAUGCUGCUUCACGCUCCAAAGCAGAACUACCAGACUGGACUAGUGGCCCAAUGGGGAGCAGUUCUAAGAGACCAUAACUCCAAAUGGUACCUUCCAAAGGAGGUGUUUCCUGAGAACAUAUACCCACCUUAUGCUCUGGGCCUGGGCUAUGUCUUCACCUUAGACCUCCCCAGGAAGCUGGUGGAGGCGUCCAGGCAUGUUAAAGCCAUCUACAUAGAGGAUGUGUAUCUGGGACUGUGUAUGAGACACCUGGGCAUUCGUCCUACUAACCCCCCCAAUGGAAACCUCUUCCAGGUUUCCCCUGUGGCUUAUGACCGCUGCACCUACUCACGGCUGAUAGCCACCACCACACACAGUAUCACUCACCAGGUCAAAGCAUGGAAAGACUUACUCAAACCUGGUCCUCCGUGCUGAUCACGUACACUAACAAACUGACUGAUGUACCAAUCACUUCAUCGUUGUUUGUUCUUGCCAAAGAUGUAAUCCGGUGAAUUUGUAAUGCAUUUCCAUUUUGAUUAAAACGUUUAAUGAUGAUGA
Molecule: messenger RNA, 1539 nt
Organism: Coregonus clupeaformis (lake whitefish)
Lineage: Eukaryota; Metazoa; Chordata; Actinopteri; Salmoniformes; Salmonidae
Product: beta-1,3-galactosyltransferase 2-like
Exons: 2
Coding region: 124-1416 (430 amino acids)
Cellular component (GO): membrane
Molecular function (GO): N-acetyl-beta-D-glucosaminide beta-(1,3)-galactosyltransferase activity
Source: RefSeq, a predicted model, not a curated record